AUCAAGAAGAAUUGAGAAUUUUCUUGACUUGGAUCAAAUGAGCGGUGAGAAGUCUUAUAUACGCACUUGCCAGAUUCCAAAUGAGUUUUAUCAGGAAAGAAGAGAGAAUGCUAUCAAUGAGCCUUCAUUGAUUCAGAAAUCCUCAACAACUGUAUCUUCAUCUUCUGAACAUUCGAAGAAAAUUGAUUCUAGUGUUGACAACUGUAUUACCAAUGUUAUACCAUCAGAGAGUAACUUGGCUUCUGUUGGAAGAGCUGCUGAUAAAGGAGCAUGCUCUUUAAACACCAGAGAAACUAGUGAUGUCACAAUGCGAAUUGCUAUGGAUAUUCGUAAAGACGGGUCUACACCUUCAAAUGUGCUCAAUCCAAUAGAUUUUGCACAGUUCCUUAAAGAGGGUUACCACAAAACAUUGGAGCUUGGCGGAUGCCGUGAGUUAGCUGAAGUUGUAACUGAUGAUGUAAACAGUAGCGGCAGCCACAGUGAGAGGGAAAACCCUGAGGAGGAUGAUGAAGAGAACAAUGAAAUGCUUGGUGGCAUAUUUGCCUUUUCUGAAGAAGGUUGAUUUAUAGCUUUUAUAGCUUCCCUUUGGUCCGGAUCAUGGAAGAAGUGCAAUGGUUCAGUAGGUGUGCAUAAAUGGGGGUGAUCAAAGCACAGAAUGUGAUCAUCCCCCUUUCUCUCUUGUACAUUUUGUAGAUGGAAAUUCAUAAAUUCAUGGGCAUGGGGUUGGGUUUGAA
Vitis vinifera (wine grape) is the source of this 734-nucleotide messenger RNA. RefSeq lists its product as uncharacterized. The coding region runs from base 38 to 562 and encodes 174 amino acids. The transcript is spliced from 2 exons. The record is from RefSeq and is a predicted model, not a curated record. Lineage: Eukaryota; Viridiplantae; Streptophyta; Magnoliopsida; Vitales; Vitaceae.